Macroventuria anomochaeta is the source of this 1890-nucleotide messenger RNA. RefSeq names its product PQ-loop-domain-containing protein. Lineage: Eukaryota; Fungi; Ascomycota; Dothideomycetes; Pleosporales; Didymellaceae. Bases 204 to 1724 code for a protein of 506 amino acids. The record is from RefSeq and is a predicted model, not a curated record. The transcript has 2 exons.
UUUGCGCUGCCGUCUCAAUUACUGCUAAUGAUUGACGACUUCUCUUCCUCUCUCAUACACUGGGCUUAUUUCUUUCUUUGACUGCACUUUGCGACCUCUUCUACUGUCGCGCGUUGGGUAGUGUCGCGUAUCUUCGAGCGAGUCUUAUCUACGUUAGAGCCGAGGCCGACGUCACCGCCCAUUCGAACCGAACUUGCGGCGUCAUGCUGCCCUACCGACCACCUCAGAUCGACCAACCCUCACUACCACCGCACUGCGAGCCCGCCGACGAGUUUCUCCAAGCCCUAUCCAUAACCUUCCACACCUGCAUACCAUCCUACCUCGCCCUCAUAUCGACCCUCCUCGGCACAUGCAGUAUCAUAUCAUGGCUGUUUGCACAGCUGCCCCAGAUAUACAAGAACCACAAGCUCAAGUCGACUUCCGGGCUUAGCGUAUACUUCCUCACGGAGUGGCUGCUGGGCGAUCUGACCAACCUCCUAGGUUGUCUGUUUACGGGACAAGCGACUUGGCAGAUCGUCAUUGCUGGGUAUUACGUACUUGUAGACUGUGGACUGACGGGGCAGUGGGUUUGGUACGAGCUCCUGCACCAUGGAAGACCUCUGCGACCAAUCUGGGGACGCUGGAAGAGCGGAGAGAACGAUAACGGAAACGGAAGUAGUGGCAUGCAGCAAGUCUCGAAGGGGAAGACGCCAGAACCAACAGACACGAAGUCAGAUAAGAAAGACAUGGAAGUCCAGCACUCAGCCCCGCUCGACGCAUUCCGAAUCCCCAACUUUGCGCGCUCAACCAGCGGCGUCAAGGAGUCAUACCCAGUAUCCCCCAUGGGAGGCCCUCAAUUGCUAGAAGCCCCAGGAACGCCAACAAACCGCAACAUCCCGCGCGUAGCAGCCUCGUCCUCCCCUUUUCCCUCGCCCAAAACCGUGCUCUACAUCAGCAUGAUCUUCGCCGUCCUCUCGCAUGGCACAGUCGCACAUCCCACCAGCCCGUCUCCUAUCUCCACGCUCUCCGCAUCUGGCGACACAGGAAUGACAACGCGAGAGUUGCUGGGCAAGUUCUUCUCCUGGUCAAGCACAUUUCUCUACCUCGGCAGCCGACUCCCACAGCUCUACAAGAACCAAGUCCGCCGCAGCACCGCCGGCCUAUCUCCCUCGCUCUUCGCAGCAGCGUUCUUCGGGAACCUGUUCUACAGCACCUCGCUCCUGACCAACCCUUCAGCGUGGCAGGACUUCCCACCGCACAGCGGAUGGACCGAAGAAGGCACCAAGCGCACAGAAUGGAUCCUGCGCGCACUUCCUUUCUUCCUCGGCGCUGCAGGCGUGUUGCUCAUGGACGCAGCAGUCGGUCUGCAAUUCGUGUAUUUCGGGGAUGGGGAGCUGAAAGAUGCACGCGGCCGACCCAUCCUGCGGGACGACGAGAUCAUCGUGACGGUUGACGACCACGGGGUUCCGAAGCGGAGGAAACUCCAUUGGAGGAGGGUGAGCGGGUGGAUGCGCGGAUGGGCGCCUGCGGUUAGUGUCGCUGCGACACCGUCUGUUAGCAGAGCGACAACGCCUGCGCAGACACCGACACCACGCAAUCUAAGUCCGGCGAGUACUGAGGGCAGCAGGAGUCAGAGUAUACCGAUUCGAGGUGCGGGAGGGGCGUUGGACGAGGCGAGGGCGUUGUUGGGGACAUCUAGACAUGCGAGUCCGAGGAGUUAUGGGGCGCUUUCGAGUCCAAGAUAGAAGAGGUCUAAAGGGGGAAGAGGUGGAGUUGCAUUGCAUUUUUCGGGUCAUGAAGCAUAACGGAGCUGGCGUUAAGGUCAUCCUUUUUUGCGUCCUUUGAUUGACACCUUUGAGUUCCAGCAUGAGAUAUAUGAUAUAUGGCAUAGUAUGAGAUAUGAUAUAUGGC